AUGCAGGCACGAAGCGCUUUUUCCGCCAUCAAUCCGACACCUUCAAGCAGGACUCAUUCGUUACUACAGUGUGUGCCCUCAUCAUGGCGCAAGCCCAAGGGUAUCGACAACCGUGUCCGCCGUCGCUUUAAGGGCACCAUUGCCAUGCCCAAGAUCGGUUACGGUAGCAACAAGAAGACCCGUCACUUGAUGCCCUCCGGCCACAAGGCCUUCCUUGUCCACAACCCCAAGGAUGUCGAGCUUCUCCUCAUGCACAACCGCACCUACGCCGCUGAGAUCGCCAGCGCCGUUUCCUCCCGCAAGCGUGUCGACAUUCUGGCCAAGGCCAAGGCUCUCGGUGUCAAGGUCACAAACGCCAAGGCUCGCGUUACCACCGAGUCAUAA
Molecule: messenger RNA, 384 nt
Organism: Talaromyces atroroseus
Lineage: Eukaryota; Fungi; Ascomycota; Eurotiomycetes; Eurotiales; Trichocomaceae
Product: 60S ribosomal protein L32
Exons: 4
Coding region: 1-384 (127 amino acids)
Biological process (GO): translation
Cellular component (GO): ribosome; cytosolic large ribosomal subunit
Molecular function (GO): structural constituent of ribosome
Source: RefSeq, a predicted model, not a curated record